Fusarium odoratissimum NRRL 54006 is the source of this 1512-nucleotide messenger RNA. RefSeq lists its product as uncharacterized. Gene Ontology annotation, molecular function: transmembrane protein transporter activity. The transcript has 4 exons. NCBI's taxonomy places the organism in Eukaryota, Fungi, Ascomycota, Sordariomycetes, Hypocreales, Nectriaceae. Gene Ontology annotation, cellular component: mitochondrial outer membrane translocase complex; mitochondrial outer membrane. Gene Ontology annotation, biological process: protein import into mitochondrial matrix; protein targeting; tRNA import into mitochondrion. The record is from RefSeq and is a predicted model, not a curated record. The coding region runs from base 561 to 1085 and encodes 174 amino acids.
GCUACCUUCGGAAUGGAAGUCCAGUGCAUCAGGAGGUGGGGUACGUACCGAACAAGCCAGCCUCAGCCGGUUACGUGGGUUUCAUUGACAGCAUCGAUAAGACAGACCUUGUCCAAAAUACUCCAUAGCAGAUAAGAUUUCUUAUAAUCAAACGCGGAAGAAAGAAAUACUUCUAUAUAGAGGAAAGAAGCUAUCAGAAUGAGUCUUUUUACUUGAUUACUCUUACAAUUACCUACCGUUUCUGAAGAUCCAGCUUUCUGCCCAGCUUCGAACCUCAGACCCAAAUAGGCUUAGCGCCACAUCAUGUGCUUGCUCCGGUUCUAAAAAAUUGGUUUAUCGCGACGACUAAAGCUUGCCGCUCCCGACGCUCAAACAGAGAAUAAACCCGACCUCGAGCAUUGACGACAUAAUAUCUUCCAUCUCUUGGUCUCCGACGUCACCAAGCAACAUCUAGAGCCCCGGACUUACUCGUUGUAAUUGAUACGGUGGGAAUAUAUCCGGUCUUUUGCUUAUUACGAUCCAAGCUAUAAACCUCCUCACCUACAUCAUCAAUCUCCAAAAUGGUGCAGCCCACCACUCUCGUAACGGCAUCCGUUGCUACCGCCGCCGCCGCCAUUGUCGGUUACGCCAUCUACUUUGACUACCAACGUCGAAACCAGGCCGAGUUCCGCCGAAACUUGAGGAGGAACGAGCGCAAGCAGGCCCGCGUCGCAAAGGAGGAGGCAGAGGCUUCUACCCAGCAACAACGUCAGAGCAUUCGCAUCAGAGUGGAGGAGGCCAAGGAGGAGGGGUUCCCUACUGGUGUCGAGGAGCGGGAAGCUUUCUUCAACGAGCAGGUCAUGGCCGGAGAGAUGCUCAGCCAAGAUCCUUCUAAGGCUCUUGAGUCUGCUUUGGCCUUCUAUAAGGGUCUCAAGGUCUAUCCUGCCCCCGGUGACCUGAUCCGAAUCUACGACAGCACUGUUCCCAAGCCCAUAUUAGACAUCUUGGCUGAGAUGAUCGCAUACGACUCAUCUCUCGACAUUCGAGCGCCCGCCGCUCCCGCAGGCAUCAAUCUCUCUGACAUUCCUAACGUUGGUCUCGAUUAAAGAGGGAUGUCAUCUGUCCGAGUUUCCUCUCCGCUCCUGGCACAUAUAUACCCAGACGUUGGAAAUGCUCUUGAAUUUUAACUCCCUUUCCCCCAAAUCUGUACCAUGAAAAGUCUGAACAACAGGCUUUCACAAAGAAAUGUCUAAUGGAGACCUGACGGCCUUCAAUGUACCAUAGUUCCGCUCUUCCAGCUUCCAUAGAGCUUUGUGUAAACAAAUGUACGUUGAAACGAAUAGGUUUAUGAACAACAAUUGCUGGCUGCAUUUCAGAAGCACAAUGCCUCAUGAGGAUGCCAACUAUUGGGGAAAGGAAGCCACAGGAUUUUCCCAAGAUACAUGCACCAUCCAAGACCAUUCGUGAUGAACAAGUUCGAUAUAUGCCUUGUGGCCUGUGACGUAAUAUGCAACAUGGUCGAUUGGAGGAACC